AUGAAUGCGCCUAGCCAGAUAUCGUUUCUUGACGGGACGUUCAGUCUGAUACAUAUUCCCUUGAGUCUCUAUCCAAUAUUUCUGCAGCCAAUAUUACAGGUGCUUCUGCCACAAGGCGAUUGUGACUCAGACAGCCUCGAUGAGGCGGUCGAGGGUCUGAGUAUAGACAAUAAACAUGGGUUUCUCAACAUCAGCAUAACACCUGUCGAGUGCUCAGUUGUAUGUCACAACAACUGGGCCAAGAAGGUCUUCGAACCAAUCAUAAAAAGGCUUCCCAAGGAUGCGUCCAAGACUGUCACCAUUUCAAAGGACAGCUACCUGAUCCUGUCGGUGGAGAGCGCUGCAAUGGACGCCGGGAGUCGGGUCAUGGAAUUGACGUCGCCGCUUGCCUUCGCAGGCAUCCCUAUCUUCUUCAUCACGACAUAUUACUCGGAUUUCAUCCUGGUGCCCGCCAAAGACCGGCAGACGGUGCAGCAGGCGCUGUUGGCACGGGGGUUCGAGUUCUCCGAAUAUGAGUCGGCUUUCGUCUCUCCGUCGACGCACACGAGGGGGUCAAGCACGAGCAGCGGGCCUCCGUCCACACCGCCGCCUUCGAACGUCGCCGAGCUGCAGACGCGAACGUUCGAUCUGCUGAAGCGGCGCAACGUGGUUCCUUACAUCGAGGAUGACCUCAGCCUCGUGGUCUGCUCCGGCAGAGACACCAAGACAACGCAGAUGAGCGACUACCGCCGGCCGGCCCCGAGCCGGCAGCCCACGGGCAACGGCCACGGGAGCCGGAGGAGCUGGCUCGACAACGUGGACACGAAGCUCUACACGAGCCUGAUCUCGGUGCUCGUCCUGCAGCCGCGCUUCCUCUCCAUGACGCUCGCCCAGGAGGACCCGCCGUCGCUGCUGCUGGACAAGUCCCACCUGGGCGUCUUUGGCGACUCGGUGGUCGGCGACAUGAGCGGCGAUCUGGUGCCCAUCUUCCUGGACCUCGAGAACCUGCCGCUCGAGGCGACGGGCAUCGUCUCGGGCGUCGCGGGAAAGCUGGUCUCGGAGAUGCGCAUGGCCGAGACCGGCGUCAGCGAGCAGCUGUCUUACCUGUCCACGGCGAGGGCCGGCGCCGUCAUCCUCUCGCACGAGCAGAGCAUGAAGGCGCUCGAGGUCAUGAAGCCGUUGCUCGGCAAGGAGUGA
This is a messenger RNA of Neoarthrinium moseri, 1176 nucleotides long. RefSeq lists its product as uncharacterized. The coding region runs from base 1 to 1176 and encodes 391 amino acids. Gene Ontology annotation, biological process: regulation of intracellular signal transduction; cellular response to L-arginine. The record is from RefSeq and is a predicted model, not a curated record. NCBI's taxonomy places the organism in Eukaryota, Fungi, Ascomycota, Sordariomycetes, Amphisphaeriales, Apiosporaceae. Gene Ontology annotation, cellular component: cytosol. The transcript has 2 exons.